AUGGCCUCCUCCUCCUCCUUGUCUUCUACGGCGGCGGUGCUCCUCGUGUGCGCAAUGCUGCUGCAGACCUGCCUGGCAACGCGGCGUCUCACCGCGCUCGUGCAGGACCCGCCGAUGACCAUGGAGUACCACAAGGGCGCGCUCCUCACGGGCCGCAUCGCCAUCAACCUCGUCUGGUACGGCGACUUCACCGCCGCCCAGCGCGCCGCCCUCACCGACUUCCUCUCCUCCCUCUCCCCCACCACCCCACAACCCUCCCCCUCCGUCGCCACCUGGUUCAGCACGGCCCACAAGUACUACGCCGCCUCCAAAACCCCAUUCCCCACCCUCACCAUCAACGCCCACGUCCUCGACACCUCCUGCUCCCUCGGCAAGCACCUCAAGGAGCCCGACCUGCUCGCCCUCGCCGCCCGCGGCGGCCGGCGCCGCGCCAUCAACGUCGUCCUCACCGCCCCCGACGUCGCCGCCGCCGGGUUCUGCUCCAGCCGCUGCGGCUCCCACGGCGCGUCCCCGCGCUCCCGCGCCGGCCGCUUCGCCUACGUCUGGGUCGGCAACCCCGCCGCGCAGUGCCCCGGCCAGUGCGCCUGGCCCUUCCACCAGCCGCAGUACGGGCCCCAGACCGCGCCCCUCAGCCCGCCCAACGGCGACGUCGGGGUCGACGGCAUGGUCGUCUCCCUCGCCUCCAUGCUCGUCGGCGCCGUCACCAACCCCUUCGGCAACGGCUUCUUCCAGGGCCCCAAGGAGGCGCCGCUCGAGGCCGCCACCGCGUGCGCCGGGGUCUACGGCAAGGGCGCCUACCCCGGGUUCCCCGGGGAGCUGCUCGUGGAUCCGGCCACCGGCGCCAGCUACAACGCCCACGGGGCGCGCGGCCGGAAGUACCUCGUUCCGGCGCUCGUCGACCCGGACACCUCCGCUUGCUCCACCUUGGGGUAGAUACGGGUGGUUUCUUUAAUGGUGUAGUUAUAGGUGCUGCGGUACUGCGUGGAGACCUUUCCACGCGCUAGUCUCUCUCUCUGUGUGCCUGUAGAGGCGUUGAAAUGAAAUUCUUUCAUUUGUUGGAUGAAAAAAAAAACAAAAUUAUUAAUGUUAUACGGCACUGUUCUGAAAA
Messenger RNA from Lolium rigidum, 1108 nucleotides. RefSeq names its product protein PHOSPHATE-INDUCED 1 homolog. NCBI's taxonomy places the organism in Eukaryota, Viridiplantae, Streptophyta, Magnoliopsida, Poales, Poaceae. The transcript has a single exon. The record is from RefSeq and is a predicted model, not a curated record. Bases 1 to 933 code for a protein of 310 amino acids.